This is a messenger RNA of Phycomyces blakesleeanus NRRL 1555(-), 531 nucleotides long. RefSeq lists its product as hypothetical. The record is from RefSeq and is a predicted model, not a curated record. The annotation marks the transcript as partial. The transcript is spliced from 3 exons. NCBI's taxonomy places the organism in Eukaryota, Fungi, Mucoromycota, Mucoromycetes, Mucorales, Phycomycetaceae. Gene Ontology annotation, cellular component: membrane. Gene Ontology annotation, molecular function: serine-type endopeptidase activity.
AUCAAUCUGGUUGUGUUUGGCUUCUGGCAGGUCCGGUCGUUGAAACCGUUUAUGAAUCGCUGGUUCUUACACCAUCCUGGAUCUCCACGGUCCAUCACACUCUUGACCAGCUGCUUCUCUCACCAGGAAGUUAUGCACCUGGGUAUGAAUAUGCUCGGUCUGUGGUCCUUUGGUGGCAUCCUGCAUGAUUAUCUCGGAAGAGAGCAGUUCUUGGCAUUGUACUUGACAAUGGGUGUAGGAGCCAAUGUGGCCAGUCACAUCUUUAGCCUGGCAUUUAGAAACUCUCGUCCACUGAUGCCGAGUUUGGGUGCAAGUGGUGCAAUUUAUGGCCUGCUGGCUGGUACAGCGUUUUUGUAUCCUCACUCUAGUGUCUCGCUUAUCUUCUUGCCAUUUGUUCCGAUCAAGCUGGGAUACGCACUUCCUGCCCUCAUGUCAUUUGAUCUUGCAGGAAUUUUGUUCAAGUGGCGUAUGUUUGACCAUUAUGCACAUCUUGCUGGAGCUGGUCUUGGUCUUGGUUAUACAUGCUGGGGA